Eutrema salsugineum is the source of this 2500-nucleotide messenger RNA. RefSeq names its product C2 domain-containing protein At1g53590. Bases 221 to 2500 code for a protein of 759 amino acids. NCBI's taxonomy places the organism in Eukaryota, Viridiplantae, Streptophyta, Magnoliopsida, Brassicales, Brassicaceae. Gene Ontology annotation, molecular function: lipid binding. The record is from RefSeq and is a predicted model, not a curated record. The transcript has 13 exons.
UUAUCUCGGAACUUUCGCAGAGAUAAAAAGCAAAUCUCAACAUUUGUGAAUAUUUUAGUCAACGAUUCGUGUCCCCUUAGACUUCCAGUAAAGGAGGCAAGCGCAUAAAACACUUCCACGUUCGAAUCGAUGAUUGCUCUUUUCUGAGAUGGGUGUUUGAUCAUCGGGGCGAAAAAAGAUUCAAUCUUUACCGGCUUUUCUCUUCUGGGUUUUGAUCACGAUGGAGUCUUUUCUAAUCCAUCAUAUUGUGAUUGUGUUGCUGCUCCUCUGGUUUCUUUCUUCACUGAAUCGAUCCCACGGCUUUUUCUAUUUCCUGUCUCUGAUUUAUCUCUACCUGGUUCACGAACGUUAUGUGAUGAGAUUGAAGAGGCAAUUGCAGUUCGAAGAGAGGAAGCAAGCUAAUCAGAGAAGAGUUCUAACUGAUUCUGAAUCUGUCCGGUGGUUAAAUCAUGCUGUGGAGAAGAUAUGGCCUAUAUGCAUGGAACAGAUUACGUCUGAAAAGAUUCUUGGUCCAAUCAUACCUUGGUUCUUGGACAAGUAUCGACCUUGGACAGCGAAAAAGGCUGUGAUACAGCACCUUUACAUGGGGAAAAAACCGCCUUUGUUGACUGAUAUUAGGGUCCUUCGCCAAUCUACGGGUGAUGAUCACUUGGUACUGGAACUUGGAAUGAAUUUUCUAGCAGCAGAUGAUAUGAGUGCGAUACUUGCUGUGAAAUUAAGGAAAAGGCUUGGUUUUGGGAUGUGGACAAAGUUGCAUUUGACGGGAAUGCAGGUGGAAGGGAAGGUGUUGGUCGGAGUGAAGUUCCUUCGUCGAUGGCCUUUCUUGGGGCGUUUACGUGUGUGUUUUGCAGAGCCUCCAUAUUUCCAGAUGACUGUUAAACCAAUUUUCACUCACGGGCUUGAUGUUGCUGUACUUCCAGGCAUCGCUGGGUGGCUAGACAAACUUCUAUCUAUCGCAUUUGAACAGACCCUUGUUCAGCCAAAUAUGCUGGUUGUUGACAUGGAGAAAUUUGUUAGCCCAAAGCCAGAAAAUUGGUUCUUUGUUGAUGAGAAAGAACCAGCUGCACACGUCUUAGUUGAAGUCAUUGAAGCGUCAGAUGUUAAACCAUCCGAUCUAAAUGGUUUGGCUGAUCCUUAUGUGAAAGGGAAACUUGGUGCUUACCGAUUCAAAACCAAGAUAAUGAGAAAAUCAUUGUCCCCAACAUGGCAAGAAGAGUUUAAGAUACCAAUCUUUACAUGGGACUCUCCAAGAAUACUUAGCAUUGAAGUUAAAGAUAAAGAUCGAUUUGUUGAUGAUACCCUUGGUGAAUGUUCAGUGAAUAUCGGAGAGUUGAGAGGCGGCCAAAGAAACGAUAUGUGGUUGCCUCUUCAGAACAUCAAAAUGGGAAGGCUGCAUCUUGCUAUAACCGUAAUUGAGGACAAUGCAAAGGGCACUGAUGAGGAUCCCUUCAAAGGGGUGAAGAAGCUAAGCAAGGAAGACAUUCAAACUUCUUUUGCUUCUGAUACUGCAAACAACGGUUCUUUCACGUCGGUGAACUCUGAAAAAUGUCCAAGUGUUGCAGAUAACGUUGAGCCAAUCAGCAUUGGAGGGCAAAAAGAGACUGGAAUCUGGGUUCAAAGACCAGGACCUGAAGUCUCACAGAUAUGGGAACCGAGAAAAGGCAAGAGUAGACGUCUUGAUAACCAAGUACAAAGAGUUCCUACUAAUGAUGGAUCACCAAACAACGAAAGCAGUAGCACCGAUGAAAAUCAAGAGGGAUCAAGGAACCCAAUGAAGUCUGUUGGUAGAGGAAUGAGGAAAAUCGGGUCAAUGUUUCAUAGGAACAGCAAAAAGGAAGACUUUUUGAUAGGAAGCAUUGAAGAGGAGUCGCAGGCUCGGUCUCCUCGGAUCAAUGUGAAGGCGAUAAACCAAAAGGAUAUUGGAGUUAAAUACGUCGUCGAUGACGAUCUCUCGGGUCCUCUUUCAGGCAAGAGUGUAGACUGUGAGAGUUUGGAUCAAGAAGAGAACUCAGGUAAAGGUCACAUGAAGGAUGUUGCAAAGAGCUUUAUGAAACAAGCUGAGAAAUCCGCAAAACAGAUAAAGCACGUGUUUUCGCGUAAAGGAUCCAAGAAAAUGAGAGAUGAGCAGCAAGAAAUCGUUCCUGAGUCUGAUUCCGGAUCUGAUUCUGAAUCUUCUUCUUCUGAUGAUGAUGAUGAGUUUACAUGUGUACAGAACCUGGGAAAAGAAACAGGAACACCUAGAGCUCUUACACGCGAUGGGAAUAUUGUUAGAACAGGAGAUAAUGAUCAUGUAGAUACAACAUUAGUAGACGCUAAGGAAGCUCCAAGUGGUGGCAUUGCAGAGAGUUCGACAGAUGUUGAAGCUAAAGACGAGAAAUUGAAGGAAGCAGACUCGGAAACCACGGAUAUUGACGCGGCCAUGAACAUUAAAACUGAAAAUGAGCAAGUAGAGACGGCUAAGAGUAUUGAAGGGGAAGAAAAGGAACUAUCUUCAAAGUAA